UCCUUGAAAUUUUCAACCGAAUGAAAAAGGCAGGCGGAAUAUCACACUUCAAGUGGUGUCCGUUUUCACCUUCAGCGUUUCGAGCCGUGUCUUCACGCAGGAGAACAAGCGUCCACUGAACGGGGCCAGCAAAUACAAACGGGUCCGGAGCCCUCCGCAAAUCACCGUGGGCCAGAAAAGUCACCUGUCUCCUCGACUCGGUCGCUACCGCCCCUUGGAUUUAUAUUUGACAAUCUGGGAGGACGUCCUCGAUGUUGACCGAAACGUUCUAGCGUCCGGGGAAGAAAGCAUUCUCUAGGAAGGGAGGAGAAACGGGGUCCCUCGCUGACUCAGUGGCCUCGGUUCGCAGGACGAGUCCUGUUCAGAUCUGGCCAGCCGGGACCCCGGAGAGCGGAGAGGAGGAGGGGUUUGGACUCCGGACUUGACACAGACUGCCCGGCAGAAGACAAUCUGGCGUCCUGGGAGGAGGACGAAGAUUGGCUGAUGGGGGGCACCCCCACAGCGGGGCCGACGGCGGCGGUUCUGGGCGACUUGCAGGACACCCAUGUCUCCCUCGGGUUCCUGGGGGCCACCGUGGUCCUGGUGGGGCUGCUGCGUGUGGUCACCCGCUGGGGCUUCCCUGACCGCGACCCCCGCCGCCAACCGAGCCCACUCCUCAGGACCUUCCUCCUGGAGCUGCUGGCCACCUUCCAGCUGUGCGCCUGCACCCACGAGCUCACCGUCCAGGCCGACCUGAACCCUUCUCCCCACUUUGGCAUCUCGCUCACCUACUUCUUCACGCUGAUCCACGGGCUGACCCUGGCGGACUCCUUCUGCAACCCGUGCGCCGUGCUGGAGAAGAUGGCCGUGGAGCGGCUGGCCGUGGGGACGGGGAUCUCGAGGAUCCUGGCCCAGAUGGCGGGGGCCCUGCUGGCCCGGGCCUACGUGGUCUCCGUCUGGAGCUUCGGCCUCAUCGAGCAGCACAGCGCCGACCGGCACCGGGCCUGCCGGAACCCCAUGCGCACGGACGUGCCCAAGGCCUGCCUGGUGGAGGCCAUCUGCUCCUUCAUCUUCCACAGUGCCAUGAUCCAGCUCAAAUACAUCCGGCCCAAGCUGCGCGUCCACCUGCAGGCCGCCCUCAUCACCUUCUUGGUCUUCGCAGGAGGAAGUAUAACCGGGGCCGUGUUUAAUCCAGCCCUGGCUCUCUCGCUGCACCUGAAGUGCUUCCAAGGUGAAUUCCACAACUUUGCCAUCGUGUACUGGAUAGGCCCCAUAGCAGGUAUAGCGACGAUGGUUUUGAUGUACCGCUUAUUCCUUCCUUGGUUGAAUCGCAAGCGUUCACUGAAAUUUGAAUAACCGGGACCGAGAGACUCCCACGGCCCAGUUACAUUCCAGUUAGAGUGGACACGGGACCCUGCCGCGCCACAACCGCCAGAGGAUGGGUUGCGGUUAGUUUAUUUUCUUUUUAUGCAGCAUCGGACUGGGCUGGAGGCUCGGAACACCGUGCGAGUUCUGCCACGGGACGCUGACGAGGGCGGGAGGACCCCCCUCCUCGCCUCAGGGCACGGCUUGUCCCCCACCUCAACUGCCUACUAUUAAAGUGCUGCUGCAGUA
Messenger RNA from Tachyglossus aculeatus (Australian echidna), 1593 nucleotides. It is a transcript of the gene AQP11, whose product is annotated as aquaporin 11. The transcript has 4 exons. NCBI's taxonomy places the organism in Eukaryota, Metazoa, Chordata, Mammalia, Monotremata, Tachyglossidae. The coding region runs from base 484 to 1335 and encodes 283 amino acids. The record is from RefSeq and is a predicted model, not a curated record. Gene Ontology annotation, biological process: transmembrane transport. Gene Ontology annotation, cellular component: cytoplasm; membrane. Gene Ontology annotation, molecular function: channel activity.